AUGGCCGUCACGAAACAAAACAACACUCGCGAUAAGAAACUAUCUAAUAGAAGGAGAAAGAAGAGAAGAACCGAAGACUUUUCGUCUUCAUCUGAGUCUUCCUCAUCUUCAUCCUCAAGUGAAUCAGAUAGCGAAGAUGGCGGGGAACAAGACAACAAAGUACCGCCUGCCCAACAAGUAACAAUGGACGAUAUAGAAAUAGAUACAAAUGACGAAACAUCGUCGAAGUUGUCUAAAAAGGCUCCCGAUAACUUGACUAUAGAGCAGAAACAACAACUAAACUCAAUUUCAUUCUCAACAACAUUAGUUUCAGAAGCCACCAAUCCAAAUACAACAAAUGCAAUGAAAAGUAUACCGAAUCUCACAGAAGUAUCCAACUCUAUUGAACUGUCCAAACAAGAAAUAAACACGCGAUUUUUGAAGCUAAUGACAAAAGAAUUUGGAAAUGAUAUAGACGAAUUGAGGAAAAAACCAGACUUUAAAGAAGCAUCGUUGAGCGUUUUAGCAAAGACGCUUCAAUCAGGAGCCAAUAUGUUUGACAUUGAUGUGUUGCAGGGAUUACUUGGCGCAGAAGGAAAAGACGAGUAA
This is a messenger RNA of Lodderomyces margitis, 588 nucleotides long. RefSeq lists its product as uncharacterized. The record is from RefSeq and is a predicted model, not a curated record. The transcript has a single exon. NCBI's taxonomy places the organism in Eukaryota, Fungi, Ascomycota, Pichiomycetes, Serinales, Debaryomycetaceae. Bases 1 to 588 code for a protein of 195 amino acids. Gene Ontology annotation, cellular component: preribosome, large subunit precursor. Gene Ontology annotation, biological process: ribosomal large subunit assembly.